AUGUUAAAAAAAGCUAUUGAUUCAAUGUUAAUUUUAUUACGAUUCGAUGAAAGAAAAGAUGAUAAUUGGUUAUGGAAUCCAACCGUGGUAGAUACUACUUAUCCUGUUUUAAGUACUACUACUACUACUACUUCUACAACAGGUCAAAAACAAUGUGAUAAUCAUGCUAAUAAUAAUAAUAGUAAUACAGUCAACUGUACAACACCAUUAUUAUCCACAGAUUGUCAAGAAUUAUUAUCAUUAGCCGGAAAUAAUAAUUCUAAUAAUCAUGUUAAAAUUAAUCGUGCAAAAUCAAUACCGAAUCGUCAUUUCAUGCAUCAUUGUUCAAGUGUCAAUUAUCACAAACAAUCAAAACGAAUUAAUUCUAACAAUAACACUGGUAAAUGUAAUAAUAAUCAUGAAAGAAAAACCAAUCGAAAACAUCAAUUUCAUCAUGUACGUUUGCAUAGUUAUGAUGAAAGUAUGAAAAAUUCUCAAAAUGAUUACUCAUAUUAUGAAGAUGGUGAAUUUGGUACAGAUGUGACUUAUUUACCAUUGAGUGAAUUCAAUCAUUCUAUUGAUCGAUUGAAUAAGUUAACUAAAACAACAAUCAAUAAUCAUGAGAAUAGUAAUAAUACGCAAACUAGUAAAUUGACUAUUGUAGAUGAACAAACUAAAAAUGAUAAGUUUAACACGCCAUCUUUACCGCCAUUGUUACAUUCAUUGUCACAAAUAGUACCGCAAAAAUUAAAACCUCCACCAAAAGUACAUUUAUCAUUGUCAAUACCAACAGUUACAUUAGAACAAUUAAUCAAUGUGAAUUCAAUUACAACUAGUAAUUCUACUAUGGUAUUUAAAAAUGUCGAUCAAAUUGAACAAAAUAAAAUGGAUGACUUCCGUUUUUUAGUUAAUUUUAAUAAAACAAUACAUUGUGAAGAAUUCAUCAAUCAAUCAUCAUCAUCAUUUCAACAUUCUUCUCAUCCUUAUUAUAGGCAACAAGAAUUAUGUGUAACAACACAACAUAAUUUUGAAAAUAAUCUUAUUUUAUUUCCUAAUAUGAAAAUAACAGAAAAUAUUGAUAGUAAUAAUAAUAAUAAUAAUAAUAAUAAUAAAAUAACUAAAGAUUGUUUAACUGAUUUUGUAAGAUCUAAUCAAUGUCAAAAAAUGACAUAUUUCACUCCAGUCACUGGUAUUUCCAGUAAUGGAGAUGCAAUGCAAAACAAUACCACACUAAAGACUUUUACCACUACCACACCUACUACUACUACUACUACUCCUAAUACUACUGCGAUUAGUACUACUACUACUACUACCACCAAUACUACUACUACUAAUACUACUACUAUUACUACAAAUAAGUUGUCUAAUCAUGACGCAACUAGCAAUUCAUUCAUAAAUCAUCAUUAUUCAUCUCAUAAACCAUUAUCACCAAAUAUCCACUUUAAUACAAGUCGUUCAAAUAGUGGUCAUACAUUGAUUGAUCAAAGCAUUGAACAAAAUUAUCCACAAUCCCGUAUGCAUCGAUUGAAAAAAUCCACUAAAAAAAAACGACGAAUCAAUAAUUCUGCAUUACAACAACAUUCAAUGGCUGCAUCAUUUUCAUCGUCUAGUUCAUGUUUUAUGAAUUCAACAAUCAAUGAUUGGUCAAAAUGUCAAUAUCAAAAACAUUGGUCAUUUACAUUUUAUGAUUUUGAAAAUGAACAACAUUCAAAAGAGGAUGAUACUGCAUUAGUACAUUCAGUUUUUGCUGUUGUAGCAGCUCGACUACAACGACAAAAACACAAUGGUUCAAAAAGUAUGAUUAAAAAAGUAUCAGAAUAUGAAAAAUUAUAUCAAGGUCAUGAAAAUAAUGAUGUUAAUAGAAAUAAUCAUGUAAGGCGGCAGUCAAAUUCACAUCAGACCAGUAAACAAAUACAUCAACAUAUUCGACUGGCUAAUUAUAUCGCGGAAGAUUUUCCCAAACAAACUUUAAAUAAUGAGAGCAACAAUAAUGAUGAACAACAUUUAUGGCGAUUAUGUAUUAAAUGGAAUCCAAAAGAUUUACCAAAUAAGUCAACACUUUGUCCGAAUACACAAGAGAAAAAUGAAAAUACCACUGAAAAUCUUCCUCAAAUUAAAUUAAAAAAGACACAUAUCCUUGCUACUUUAGGUGCUGAAAUUGAUAAAACCUCUUUAUGGAGUAAUAAUUCUACGCUAUCGUUAAUAUCAUUGGAUAUUCAUGGCUUAGAUCGUAAUGAGAAGAAACGACCGAAACGAUUGAAACAUCGAAAACACUCACAAAAACAUCACAAAAAUGCAUCUAAUCAGAAUGUAUUGAUUUGUUCUGUUUGUAAACGUUUAGUCAAUACAAAUCCUAAUGAACAAGUUUUACAGCAACAAAUGAAUGCGAAUAAUGCCUUAUCAAUCAUUGAUCAGACAUCUUUGAAUCAAUUUGCAUUUAAUCGAAGUCAUUCAAUUAGAUUUAAAGAAAAAUUCCCACCUAAUAAGAAUUCAGAAAUGCAUGAUUAUUCACAACAGAAUGCUGGUUUAACAAAACUAAAUAAUGAUGAUGAAAUGAAAUAUAAACGUAAUAGUUGUCAUAUUUUACCGAAAACAUUUCAAUGUCCAAUACAAAAUUGUGAUCACAAUAUGAAAAAUUUAGAAGAAUGUAAAAAUCCAUGUAGUAAUCAUCAGAAUAAUCUGUACAGUAAAACACAAUGUGAUCAUGUACUAGGUAAUGACUGUUGUCAAAAACAAAUUUCUGAAAAUAUUCAUCAUGAUCAAUGUGAAUAUCAAUCAAAACUAAUCAUGAAUUCAUUGAAUCAAACAACUACGAAUCAAGUGUUAAAUUGUCAAUAUUGUUUGUUUAAAUCGAUGAAAGGAUACACGAAAGAAAGUCACUUGAACGGAUUUAAUCAUGAUAAUAAUAGUAAUGAUAAAAUAUUAAAUUCACAAAUAAAAAGUAAUUAUAUCAAUGACAAUUCAACUUUACCAACGUUUUGUUGUAAUCAAUGUCAAAAAUGGUUUAUCCCUCCGACAUGCAAUCAAUUUCAUUGUUCAAGAAGUAAACGAACAAUUUCAAAAGAGACUAAUUUGGCAUCUUACAAUCAUUGCUGUUAUCAUCGUUCAUCAAGUCAACCACAAACAAGACAUGAAAGAAUCAUUCAAAAUCAUUUAUCCCGAAAUAAUCCCUGUAAUUAUGCGGAUGAAUACAAAACAUCUUUAAAGAAAAUGUUUAUGCAUCAUGGGCAUGAUAAUAGUAAUAAUAAUAUUCAAUGUUACAAUGUACAAAACACAUUUCAAUCAUAUCAACAACAACAACACCGACAACACCGAAGAAAUCAACAAUCCUCGAAAAGACAAUCACAACAUCGACAAAAACGUACAAAGAAACGUGCUAAAUCCUACAUCCCUAUACAUCAUAUCCAUGCUAAUGACACAACGAACAAUCAACAGCUGAAUAAUGAUGAUUCACCUAUAAAAUUCAAUCAUUAUACAUUAGAAUUAGAUCAAUGCCAAAAAGAAAUAAUCAAUCAUCAAAUCAUUGACAAUUGUUGUCCAAUUUAUCCAAUUGAAUAUUUGAUGAAUUUAAAACAAGAUCAUAAAUUUAAACGUUACAAUAGAAAAUAUUUAGGACAAUUAAAUGUUCAAGAAUGGUUAGGUAAAACAUUACCAACAAACAAUGAUUGA
Messenger RNA from Schistosoma turkestanicum, 3648 nucleotides. The record is from the annotation of a GenBank genome assembly. Lineage: Eukaryota; Metazoa; Platyhelminthes; Trematoda; Strigeidida; Schistosomatidae.